CGCAACAGUCGCAAAGGCACCAUAAGUAGUGUCCAGACAGCACAGUGCAACUCGCCUCCUCCGCUGAAAGAAUUUGCUCUCUUCUCUCAUCUGGAUUAACAACUUGCUCGCCUUCUACGCAAGUCCGCAAACUGCUCGUCUACAGAAAGAGCUCGCACCCAAAGCGCAAAGCCCGUCGCUACUACCCUCCCGAUAGCCCACCAUGGCAGACGCACAGCUCUUCGAAGAAACCUUCAACAUAACCAAUGUCAACAGCGCACAAUACGACCGCGUCUCGCGCCUCACCGGCACCUCAACCGACAACUUAGUCUCCAUGACGCUCGACAUAAACCACGAGCUGUUCCCCGUGUCCGUAGGCGACAACAUCAACCUAGUGCUCGCAACAACGCUGAAUCUCGACGGGACAAAGGAAGAGAAGGGGUGGCGGGAGAUUAGCAAGCAGGGUGAAGCGACGCUUGCGGACAUGUUCGAUUAUGUGUGCUUUGGGAAGUGCUAUCGGGUUGAGGAAGGGGAUACGGAUACGGUGAAGGUGUACAUUUCGUUUGGCGGGCUGCUGCUUGUCAUGCAGGGUCCGUAUAGGAAGCUGACGGGCAUGAAGAUCGAUCACAUCUACCUGCUGGUCAAGAAAUGAGGUUCUAAACGGUCGGUUUGGAUAUCACGGAAGCGCACGAAAACUAGCAUGGGGCGGCGUUUAGGAAAAGAAUCUAGUGUGGUGUCAGUCUAUUUGAUUCAGCUUGGCAAAAGGUGCCCGGAUACCCAAGGAAAGGCGCCCUUUAGAUCAGAUAAUCCUCUACGGAGUAGGAAACUCGAGUUUGCGAUGCAGUCGCGAAGCAAUCUCAAUAUAAUCCUUCUCGUUCUCGC
Messenger RNA from Trematosphaeria pertusa, 861 nucleotides. Its product is annotated as DNA-directed RNA polymeras-like proteines i. Lineage: Eukaryota; Fungi; Ascomycota; Dothideomycetes; Pleosporales; Trematosphaeriaceae. The record is from RefSeq and is a predicted model, not a curated record. Gene Ontology annotation, molecular function: DNA-directed RNA polymerase activity. Gene Ontology annotation, cellular component: RNA polymerase III complex; RNA polymerase I complex; RNA polymerase II, core complex. The transcript is spliced from 2 exons. Gene Ontology annotation, biological process: DNA-templated transcription. Bases 203 to 631 code for a protein of 142 amino acids.